Molecule: messenger RNA, 13497 nt
Organism: Caenorhabditis sp. 36 PRJEB53466
Lineage: Eukaryota; Metazoa; Nematoda; Chromadorea; Rhabditida; Rhabditidae
Source: the annotation of a GenBank genome assembly
AUGUGGUUUCUACGUAGUCGAGUGUUUGGCGGAUCCGGAGAUCAGAGCGGCGGCAGGGAGAGAGGUGAGUUCUCACGGCCUAACUUUUCCCCGUCGGAUUUCUAGUCCCUCGAAUGUUUUCAGAAGAAAGCGACCCGUCUCGAAUGAUGGACACAUCAAACUACCCAACUCGAGGGGUAAGUACUCGGCUGAUAACUUUUCCUUCUUCUUCUCUCUUUUUGAUAACAUUGUGUGUUUCGUUUUUUCGUCCCCCCCCCCUCUAAACGUUUUCAACGAAACACCGUUGGCAUGUCCUGGAAACCCGUCACUUUGCCUCUUUUCCCUCUCUCUCUCUCUCUCUCUCUCUCCCCCAAGAGACUGUAAUUAUUCGUCUUUCUUGUUAUUCGAUUACCUCCCAAAUUGAUAGUUACUCGUGUGUUGUUGACAAGUUUUGCGUGUGUGUGUGUGUGUAAUAACUGAUGCGAAAUGGACGAGAAAACUCGCUGGCCACGCACUUUUUUGUUGAUAUUUUCAAUUCGAGCAACAGCGAAUGGCUCAACUUCUUUCUUUCUUCUUUUUGGUCAGAUUUAAGUGCAACUUUUCCUCUUCAAACUUCUCUAUAUUAACUGUUUCUAUCAAGCUCUUCUCAAAGGACCAUAGAACACUCCCUGUCCGAAUCCCAAGUCUCCAACAGGACAGCGAGCAGUUGUGGCCGUAGUCUAGAAAAGUUCUCGGCCAUAUUGUCGCCGCCACAAUCUUUGGGUCUUUAAAAAGAAAUGAGCAUCAAUUCACAGUGCAACGGAAUCAAAUUGUUAGCGCAGGGAAGAGUGUUCACACUUGAAUUUUCUAGACCACGGCCACAAUUCUGAGUAACUCUGACAAUAGUAGAUCAGUGAGACAGACACAUAAAUUCAGAGAGAACACGCAGUUUAUAGAGUUUAGGUUGGUUUACUGUAGUCCCACAUGAUGUAUUUGAAUCCGAUCGGAGCCAAACUUUGCAGGAUCGAUUGUCGUGAAACUUGAACCCAAAAUACUUCAGCCCAAGUCCAAGAAGCCUGUAAGCUUGGGUUUGAUCGGAUUUCUACAAACGGGCCAAGAGUUCAGCCUUUCCCUAUCCUCCUAAAAUCAAAAAGCCCACUUCCCCUUUCUGUUCAGGCCUGGCCAUCUAGGUAGUAAUAUGAUAACCCCCUGCAAACACGAAAAGUCAUGUGUCUCCUCCUCCUCCUCCUCCUCCUCUUCUCCGUCGAUUGGUCACCGCUGCAAUUCACCUGAAACACUUUGAGUACACUCAAUUCUUCAUUGUUACAAAAAGCGCUGACGGUUGACGGUCAUUGCCUGAAAGGAUUCAAAAGAAGGUCUUCGGGAGGUGUAAUAUGUACAUGACAAUGGCCGAGAGAACAAAGAGUACCGUAGUGCCAUAGAAAACUGCAAAGCAAGAAGCAAUGGCAAAAUUUCUAAAUAAAUGGAGACGUUUACUCCUAUUUGAGAUGAAUGAAAACGUCGGUUGAACUGGUUUUUCUCCGCCCGGCUGAUGGACACUUUUUGAGAGUGGAAACGGGUGAUAAGGCCAUAAAUAAUGAUCAGAGGUCGAUGGUGUCUCCUUUUUUGUGUGGUGUGUUCAGUCCUCUAGUCCAGUCGUUUCCUUCUAGAACAAGACGUUGGUGUUUGUUCGGUUCAGUUGAAAUUGCAAAGAUUUCCACAUGAAAAUUCGUUUUUUUUUUGUGUUCCCUCACGGGCGCCUCCUUUCUCCUUUCCAAAACAUUCAAGGUCUUCCCCCACUUCCUUUUCCUCUCGAACACCUUCCUCCUCGAAAGGUCGUGUCUUCCUCUUCUGCAAUUAGACCUCGAUGGGCUCCGCCCCCCCAUCAUCAUCAUUGUUACAACAACUGGAAGCUUCCCCCCCGCCACCGCGUUUGGCAGCUUGUCUCGAGGUCGGCGCCGCCCCUUUCCGAUCAUUUCUACUUCUUCUUCUCUCUUUCUUUCUCUUCCUCUCGCACAAACGUUCAAAUGUCAACUUCUGUUUGCUCUCUUUCUCUCUCUCUUUCUCUCGCUUUCCGCGCGGCGCUUGCGGAAAGGGCGCGGAAGGGCGCUUGGCACACACGCACGCGCCGUGCGGCAUAACGUGCUCUUUGAGCUGACUCACUUUUCAAAGUGUUCCUUCUUUCUCCUUUGCAAAAUGAUUCUUUCCGAAUUUCCAGUAGUAUCGCUUUAAAAUACACCAUUAUACGUCAAUUUCGAAAACUUCAUGUUUGGUGUCUUGAACUUUGAAGACUCUAAUUGCAUGUUUUUGAGAUCUGCUAGAUGGCCUAGAUUCCCAAAUCUUUCAGACCAGAUGGUAUUGUUGUUGCUUUGCUUUUCCGUUUCCCGCCACUACUACUACUAUGUUGUUGUUGUUGUUGUUGUUGUCACGGACGGCACGGAAUGAUCAAAUUGCAAACAAAAAAACGACGACCCGGGGCGGAUGAUGCCUCCCCCGAUCCGUUUGUCCGUCCUUGACGGCACGUGACGCACGUGAGAUAUCAGCAAGCGCCCGUAUUACUCACACGAACUUCCUUCUUUUUUCGGGUUUCCCAUCUCAUCUCAUCACUUUUUCAGCUAACUAUUUCGGGUAAUCAUCGUCUGUGGCCUAGCUUUUCGAGCGUGACCUAGGCUUCGCAUAGCACAAUCUCAUGACCAUAAUGGCCACCUAGAAGCCACCUGUCGUUAUGAAAUCGUGUGAUCUUCUCGAAAUUUUUCAUUUUCAACGAAACCAUGAUUCUAUUGUUGAGAAAAGAACGGUUGCCAAAUCGUAUUCGGUGAAAUGUGUUGAGCGCCCAAAAAACAGUGUCGUUCAGUAAACUCGACUAGACUUUUGUGCCUUUUUGUUUGUAAAAGAAAGCAACGUUUCUGCAGUCGACACUUUUUCGAAACCCGUAGUAGAAGUAGUAGUAGUAACACAUUGCCUACGCCGUCUAAAUCUCCAGCCGAUUCGUCAAAUCUCUCGUGUUGAUCCACCUCCACCCUCUCACGCACUCGCCCAUUCAAACAAAAAGGACCAUUGAUUUUUGAUUCUCUUCCUGUGUUCGCUUCGCUCUCACAAGACUCUUCUUCUUCUUCUUCUUCUUCUUCGUCAUCACUUGUGUGUAUGUGUGUGUGUGUGUGUGACAAAACGACGAAAGGGACGGACGGUUAGCUUUACCAGUGGGGUGGAGUUCGAGAGACUGCGGAAACGGGGCGAAAGUAGUAUAUUUGCCAACCGAACACCAUGUAUUUAUUUACCCCCUUUUCACUCUUUUUCUCUCGUUUCCCCCUCCCUCCCUCUGCUUUUCUCAACGAUUUUACCUACCGAAAUUGAGAAUCGAAACUCUCUAGGACACUGUGUUUUUGUUAUCCACAAGUGUGAGAGUACAAGUUCGCUCCCAAAGUACACUUAUUUUGUCGCCCUUUUUGGGGACGAUGACUAUGAUGAGGGUAACAGUCUGCCUCUUCUUCUUCUCUUUCAUUUUAUUGCUUCGUAUCAUUGAACUCUCAUCUACAUUCAAAUCGUUUGCAGCGAACAACAGCGACUUCUAUGAUGGGAGCUCGACAAUCGACGACGUCACAUCACGACACUUUCCAAGGUACGCCAUACUUUUUGAGCGAAAUGUUUUCUUGUCUCUUCUAUCUUCCAUGAUUGGUCAAACCGAUUGAGAAAUACUAUGAGAGAUAAAUUGUGAGCAUCGACAGAGUCUGCUCAAUAGCACAAAAGGCUUUUUUGAAGACGCCUCACUGUCCUAGUUAGGCUUUCAGAAUUGAAAACUCUGAAAGCCAUACCGGACAGCCACAUCGGCUCCAUCAAACAUUUUGCUGUGGCGGUUGCGUGCAUCAAGCCUGUCAGGUGAUAAGAACGCACUGAUAGGACGAGGACGUGUCCUCUCGGCUUCCCUUUGCACACUACGUGCCAUUUCCAAAUCAGUCAUAGAACACUCGAAGACUGUGAACACGGUUACAACAAUUGGGGCAAACGUUUGAUUGUAUAGUGUGGACGGAUUAUGGGGGGAUGAUCUGUACGUGGAAACUAAACUAAACCAUGUCCUCUUUCUCAUUUCUCUUUUUCUUUGUAGCUACUUAGUUUGUUUGCCUGGUCUUGGUGAUGGCCUAGGAUUUCUUCGGCCAAUGAACAUUUGACCUUGCGGAUAUUCAAAUCUUCUUAGCUGACUGACAAAACAACCUCCAAACGUCAAGAAGCCGAGCGAGUAGUUUAAAAAAUCUCAUCGUCAAAGUGGGCGUGGCCUAUUUUCAGAUUAGCAUCUGGGGUCGCUUUCACCAUCAGUUUCGAGUAGAUCGAAACGGAUCUUUUGGUGUACACUUUGCAUCUUUUUGAACUUCACAAUGUUCUCUUGAAUAUCUGUCGAUCCUCUUCCCAUUACCGUAGGUGUUCACUCCGAGUCCCUUCAACCAGUCGUUUCCAUUUUCCCAUUGCGAUGCCAUCAUCAAAACGAGAGGCAGGUCCAAUGCGAAUUGAGGAAGGUCGGCGAGCGAAUGAACACAGAGAGUGGCCCUUUGUGUCGAAGAAACGACGAUUGACGUGCGUCUGUCUAUCCACUAUUUUCGCUUUCGAACGAAUAGAGAUGAGAGAAUGAUGGCAUGGACACGCAUUUUACUGGUUUCCAGUAUCCCGUACAUUGCUCUCUUCGAUUCGGAUCUUUGAACCUUCUAGAACCGCUGCCGAUGAUCUUUUCUCUUUUCUGAUCCGUUGUCCCGAUCGUCUCUUGUCGCCGAUCACAAUUACAAGUUCUUCAUAGAAUUACAAAGCUGCGCUCAUUUGAACUCUGAUGAGCACAAGCCGCCGGCACUUUUUCCUUUUCGGCUCUGCGUUUCUGGAGCAUGCUCGGCCACUUUAUUAUGUCAUGUGCCACCCAUUUCGGACGCUUUUGCUCUUUUUCUCCUCUGGGGAGCUCACUUGCUGACUUCUGACUUAACCAACCCAAACUUUCAGUUUCGGCAGAAAGUCAAAAGACGGACGCGAAAAAAACUUUCGCCGUCCGAGAUUGUAUCUUUUUUCCAUCUUCUCAUCAUUUCACACUCGCUCACACAACCGAAAUAACCUGUUCUCCCAUCUUCAGUCACGUAUUAUUUACAAAAAAGUUAGCGAAUGACCUUGAAAACUGCCGAUCUCGUUCCGAUCUAGACCAGUCAAACAGCCGCCGACUUCCCCGUGUUUCUCAUUGGAAUUCCUGCAAAAAAGGGGCAAAUAGUGCCAAUUACCAUUGAGUGAAUGAAUAUAAUUGCAAAAGAGGGAGGAUAUGCGUGACUGUUAUCACACUUAUCCUCGCGCAACGCAACCGGUCUCCGCAAGCAACUUUAUUGCGUGCUAAUCACAAAUGCGGAAUGUUUUGACGCCUUUUUGUACUCCGCUUGUGAUCACAGAAUUUUUAUGUCUAAAAAUUGCACCAAAACAGUUUUUUUUGUCUGGAAAACAUCUGAAAAUAUCUAAAUUUUUUAAUUUCAGAAACGGUAGACAAUGAAAAGUACGCAAACACCGUUCAGACUUUGCUGGGCGCCAGUUUGUUUUUCGGUUUUUAUUCAUUAAUUCUAGCCGCGAAACCCGCACAUUUUCUUCACUUUUCCCACAAAAACAAGCGAAUUUUCACGUUUUCCUCCAAUUUUAACCCAGGGCGGUGCGAUUUUCAUGCAUUCUCCGAAAUGAAUCACUUCUCUUUGUCUUUUCCGUUUCCCUUGUCUUGUGCGGGUAACCGACCCUAUGCAUUACAUAAUGCCGGACUCUUUUCCGAAACAAAGGUGCAGAAUUUUAAGGCUUUUCUCUUUUUUGGUUUUUAGCAAAAAUGGAAGGAUAAGGAAGUUCUUGCCGCAAAAAAUCGAGUCGCUCAAAUGAGAAUAUUAUUUUUACGCAUCGAUAAGGCCAGUUAUGACUGGAUACAAUUGUGAAUUGACAACGAUAAUGAGAUAUGUUGAUGAAAAAGAAGGCAGGCCCGACUAGUUGUUUUCUGAUUUUAUCAAUCCUUUCGUCUGCUGCAUAUACGACUUUUUCGCUCAUGUUUUUGGUAGUUGGUAAAUAACUUUACGUUAGUUUUACCUGUUUUUCUAAAUUUCGGAUCAAAAUCAGUCACAUUCUCGCGAAACUUUAUAUUUCUGAGGCUGUAUUCGGUUAUACAAUCACUCGAAUUCUUUUCCUCCAAUUUCCGUCAAACCCGUUCCAUUUAACACUGUUCCACUAAUUUGGGAGAAAAGAAGUCGAGAAUCGGCAGAAAAGAUUGUAAACCUAAACUUGCGACAAGUUUCCUCCCCCCAAAGAUCCUGCACGGCUGAACUUUCUAGACAGUAUCUGUAUAAAUUUGCUGCUGAUCGCGGAAGAGCAAAAGUAUUUGCUCUAGACUCACGGGCUCACACACAGAAAUAGGAGUAGAGUAUUUCGGGAGUGCCUAGAGGGAAACGAGAGUUUCAAAGGAGACGGAGGGGAUAGGUGUGUAAUAAGUCAGGUUCGCCCCGUCGGAAAUGAUGAAAAAAGAAAGGGGAGGCGCGGGGUCGUUGCCCCGAGAGAGGAAUACAGUUUAAACACAGAGAUAUAGAUAGAAAAGAGUGGAAAGGAAGGGUUAGAUCGGAAAAGAAAAACGACGUUGAAAGAAGAACUGGUUGUUGAGAGCGUCGGUGGGGCGCUGCCAUUGCCCCUCGUCUCUCACCCCUCACAACCUUCAACCCGGCUGUCUUUCCUUACUUUUCGAAAACUUUCUCGGUUCCCCCACAGUCGGAGGAGUAGGCGGAAGUAUGAUGUCCUCGAAACCGUCGUCGAAUCACAUGAUGAUCGUCGUCUCGCAUCUGUUUGGCACUGUCCAAGUCUCGUCUGAAGACAUCAGAAGAAGCAGUUGUGGUCAGUUAACGUGCCGUUUUCUAAACUGUAUCUCUUUUUUAACUCUGUGUUGGCGCGCAGUCUGAUCACGUGUUUCCCAGCGGUAGUAGAAUCAUCUCUCGGCCGUCGCUAAUUAUUUUUGCGGUUUCUCUUUGCCUGCGCACCCGAUAAAACAAUUCGUGACUUCUUCAUCUCCAUCUUCUUGUUGAUCGUUGCGAGACGAAAACGACGACUUCUUCGAUCCUCUCUAUUCGGCUUAUCAUCAGCUUUGUUAAGUGGAAUUAGCUAAUCGAUCGGAAGAAUUUCCAUUUUCAACAUUUCUUUUUGUUCUCCCAUUCUUACAUUUUGAUCAUCGAACCUGUAAAUCUCAACCCAAAAAUAACCUUAAUUCAAUCGAAUUAAGAACCAUCUGAUGAAAAUUGCAAAGAUUAAACAUUAAAGUUUGACUCAAAUUGGAUUAGUCAAAAUGUUUCAGCCUUUUUGAAUUUAGAUCAUAGGUUAGCUAAACAUUUGUAAUCCGAUCUACAGUAUCUGCUCAUUGGCAAAAGGAUUCCAAGAAUCUAGACGAUAUUUGCCCUAGAACCUCGGAUAUCACGCUCUCACUUUUUCGAUGGCAUGUAACGUGAACUGUCUCUCUCUCGGCUCGGCUCCAGCUCAUUCGCGCACUCUCCUUUGCGCCACUUGAUCUAGACCCCCCCCCCCUCCGUUUCCACCCUCGCAAUUUCAUCUAUGACACGGGCGCGACAGACGGAAAGAGUUGAGACCUCCCCGCGCACGCAUUUCGCGCUUUUGUUCGUUUUGUUCGAAAUGUUCGACAUGGGCGCGUAAAAGAGGAGAGAGAAGCCAUCUCUCUCUCUCUCUCUCUCUCUCUCUCUCUUUCUGUCUGUUUCGCCAGUACAACAAUACCAAUAUGAUGGUGAUGGAGGGGAGGAAAUGGAAGGGAAACGGGACGGACGGGCGAAGAUCGGAAUUAUUUGUGUUUCUGCCUGCGAGGUUUUGUUCAGAUAUCGGCGCCGUUGGCAGUUGGACUGUUAGACUUGAUGGCUCUUUGUAGUGUUCCUUGGUCUUAAGAUUUUGAAGUUCUGUGGAUCUUCGUCAAAACUUUUUGUCUUCCUAUUUUGCUCCCUAAUCUCGAAUUCUAGACCUUCCAUGAGCUCCUAUUUCAGACCAAUCUUUGAAAAAGAAAAUAGUUUAGAGCUCGGCUCACCUGCGAUCCCAUUUCUGACUCAUCCCUCCUGCGCUUCAAACUUUCUCGCACUCUUUUCCGUCGCUCUUCACAGCACACCUCGUUUUCCGCUCUCCCGUAUAGAUAUGUACAGCAGUUUUAGCGGGGAAAAGCAACAUCUCUUUUGUCUUUUUCCCUCUUUUCCGCAUUUUUCCUUUUCUCGGAGCGUCAAGAAGAGAAUUUGGUUGUUUUUAAAGUUUCUGGACCCUUUUCUCCUCAUGCUCUCUGUUAUUUUUCCCUCUCCUUUAUUCUUAUUCGCUGCCCCAUCGUGAUUUUGUAAUUGUGCGCAGAAGGUCAUCCACCGCAAAGAUUCGCAAAAAGAAGGAGGCGAUCACGACCAUCAUGCUGGAUCCGGUCGGCCACUACCAUCCCGGUAUCGUUCACGUCGAUAACGUCUUCAUCGGGGAAGACGACGAAGCACUGUCGACGGACGUCGAAAUGUCGGCGGACGACACGGCCGACGAGAGUCAGAUGGCUCCGUUGCACGACGUGGCCAUGAUGAUGUUCGAGGACGGCAGCGAGCACGAGAGCAGCUUCGGAGGACCCGAUGACAACGAAGUGGACAGACUGACGACGUCGUCGUCGUCGGAUCGAUCCGUCGGCGGCGUCGAGGAUUGGGACAAUAGCAGUUGUGAGUAUGAACGCAAGCAAUUCGGGAUUAUUCUGUUGGGCUAAUAAUUGGAGCUCAUUUGAAGCUACAAUUCCUGAAUGCAUUUGUCCAAGAAAGUUAUGAUCUGUAUUACGGGUUUCGCACUAGUUCGCCUAGAAUCUCUAGAUCAUGCCUAACGAGUAAGCUGCAUUUUUAGCAGAAUUUCAGCUGCCUCAAGUUGACCAAAUUUGUUUUUCUCGUGCUCUUUCUCUCCCACCCGCAGUUUCCGUUAUCAAUUGCCCUAUCGGAAUCAGUUACCGCUCUACCAGUCACCGUUGUAAGCAAGUACGCAAGCGAAUGGUAGUACCUUGAAAUUUAAAAAUCAAAACAUUGUUUUCUGCCCCAAAAAUGACGAGUUUUUGAAUGUCUAGAAGUGAUAAGAGGAGGUAAACAUGUAAACAAACAUUUGCAAUCGCUUGUUAGCCGCCGGCCACUGGACAGUCCCUCUCCGUCUGUUCCGCACACCUGUGUGUCGAGAUUCACUUUCCCGGCCGGGCCUGUGCUAGGAGGAGGCUUGUCUUGCGAAUCGAACUACCGAAAUACAGGAGCGGCAGAGAGCGAAACAAGGCUUUCGCGCCCUCUCGAUUUCUGUAGUCUUGCACCACUUUGAUGAGGUCUGGUCCUCUUCUUUAGCUUCUUCGUUUCUACGUUUCGCUCCUCUUUCGCUUAUUCAUCGUUCUCUCGCUCGCCCUCCGCAUCUCUUCCGCGCGCGCGCGCUCAGGCCGAGAAAGCGAAACGAGACGCGAAAGUGCGCGGCGGCGGUGGUGGCGCGCGCGCAAGGCUUUCUUCUAUUCCUCCUCCUUAUUCUUCUCUUCUGGCUUUGGCUGCUGCUGCUGGUUGCGCCGACCGACGGACAGACGGACGAUCAAGCUGAGAGGCGCUUGGCAACACACACAGGAAGCUAUUGAUCCAUUCCAAUCGCUAUUCCUCUACCUUCUCUCUAAAAUUGCUUGUGUUCCAAAGCUCUAGACGCUUACUGACCUCUACUCGUCUCAGGGUCGUUCCCCGCCCGAUUCUGGGUCACUAGGAGACUUUCGCCUUCGAUUUCACAAAGUCUUCCUAUUCACCACUCUCCUUUUCAUAUUCUACUGCUUGGUUCGGAUUCGAACUCGAUUCCUACUAUUUCUAUUCUUAGUCUUCUCACUACUGGCUCCUACAAAAUGAGCAAGGACGCUGCUUUAAAAGCGGCUUCUGACGACGUUUCGCAUAGACUCAGAAGCUUGCGGCCGAGAAGAACGGAGACGUUGGAGAUGCUUCAGAUGCCGUCGACUUCGACGUCAACCCUGACUCGGCUGCCACCGCACAAGCGCGCUUCACACCCCAAUCCACUGAAGCGAUGUCAAAUUGAUAACCUGCCGCCGUUGGCGGAGCAAAAACGGCGACGGAGCGUGGACUCGGCGUCCUCAUCCGCCGCCCCAACACCUCCUUCCACUCCCGUUUCCACCUUCUCUGGUGGUGCCAGUAUCUCGGCGAGCUCAAGACAAGUGCCGGUGAUUGCCACCGAGCUGACGUCUCGUCUCAGCUCUCAAUUGCUGCAAGAUGUGGUCCAGUUGGCGUAUGCUCAAUCCACGAAUGAGCACCAGUUUACGAUCAAUGUCGCCUCACUAUUGUUUCAAUGUAUGACUGGGGGUACGGUUUUAUGCAUCUAUUUUUAUUCUGCUAGAGGCUUGAGGUCAUUCGUUUUAAAAAUUCGCAGUCCAGUUAUACAGUGGGGAUCCACUAGUGUAAUAUUUCCAUUGUCUCGACUGUUCUCGCCGCUACCAUGUCACGGCUUUUGGUACUGGUACAGUGUCUUUAACGAUUCCCCUUGUUGGUGAUCUUAUUAUUACAAAAUCGCGACGGCGUCGUAUUCACGUAGGCCCACCCAGACAGUACGAAAUGAUCCUCGAUCAGCGCCCCCGGGGGGAAAUGGGAACUGUAUCGAUGGCACUCACUCUUUUUUUUCGUCAUUCCUGCCUUCUUUGUGUGCUUGUGACAAACACACAUUUGAUCGAAUCCGCACCUCCACCGCAGUGAUGACGACGCGUCAGCAUGCGGAAAACAAACAUUUGUUUAUUUUUCCGGACGCUUUCCGCGCGGCAACAACUACGGCGCCUUUGGCAUGAUCCCUGGGGAAUACGGAAGAUCAGAAAAACAUUAAAAUGAUAGGAAGAGCAUGGUUUUAGGCAUAGUUGUAACCGGGUCGGGUCGAACCACAGGAAUUCACAAAGAUAGAACUCAUAGAGAAAAAAUUUGUUUUCUUGGAAUGUUAUCAAACGAUCCCGGUGACAACUGGUAUUAGGAGGUGAGAUUGAGAAUCAUGGAAGAGAAAAGAGAAAAUCAAAAAAUAUACUAGAAUCAUAUCAUUUCUUUGCAGUGUCGCCAUCGGAAGCAUGCUCCUCUAGCUCGUCGUCGUACCGCGUGCCGCCCGUCUCCGGCUCCUCUUCGUCCGCAGCCAACUCUUCCGGCGGCUCCGCGUCCGUCCAUCAUCACUCGUCGCUCUCAUCGCGGACGAUUGGGGCGCGUGAACGAAAGAGUUACACGUCGGGCUCGGGGCGAUCGGCGCCGAUGCGCAGCCAGUCGCCAGCCAACCCCAGUUCAGUGGUGAGUAUUUCCAACAGAAAAAGAGCGUCCUUUCUUUCUCCCCAAUAUCAUCCGUUCAAAAAACAAUCAAUUUUGUUUGAGUAGAAACCAAAGGUGUCACCGACAAACACUCGCUUGUUUUUGUGGUGGUGAUUACCCGAUAAUGAUGAUGAUUGUUGAAAUUGAAAGAGUACAAACACACACAUAUAUCGAUAACGAUGGGUCGACUGACUCGCUCAGCUGAGAGGGGGAGAGAGAGUGGCCAAAACGUUUUCUUUUUUUGCGAUGAAGACGUUGGGUGAUGGUGGCGGCAUCGGCCAGUUGAUAAGGGAAGGAAGGAGCGAGAGGCAGAGGGGGAACUUGUUUUUGACACCCAUUCUCACUCUCUUCCUUGAUCUUUUGCUUCUUCUUUUUCGUCUUCCUCUCCUUCGUCGUCGAGACUGAAGAAGAAGCAUCUUCUCUAAUUGACUAACUUACUGUAUGGCCAGUUAUUUUUAUUUUCCCCCUUCAUGUAUCGAUCGGUCUAUUUUUCGAUUUUGAGGCGAUGAUAAGAACACCGCGAUUAGAUUGUGCGAAAAGAGCACUUGAAUUAUGAAUUUUUUGUGUUUUUCGAGUCCAAACCAUCAAUUUUCAGAUAAGCGGAAUGGACGAUCUGCUGCGACCGGAGCGCUUCGACCGAAUCAUGCACACGCCGCCGCCGGAUCAGUACACACAGGAGCAGCACUCGUGGAACCCCGAAGACCGAUCUCUGAACAUAUUCGUGAAGGACGAGGACAAGUUCACAUUCCACCGCCAUCCGGUCGCGCAGAGCACGGAUUGCAUUCGCGGCAAAGUCGGCUACAGUCGGGGAUUCCACGUGUGGCAGAUCGAAUGGCCCGAACGGCAGCGGGGAACUCACGCGGUCGUGGGCGUAGCCACCAAAACGGCACCGCUUCACGCCACCGGGUACACGGCGCUGAUUGGCACGACGAACGAGAGCUACGGAUGGGAUAUCAGUGAGUGUUUGUGUGAUUUUGGUAUAAAGCAACUAUUUGAAAUUUCAGCGAGAAGAGAAUGUCACCACGACUCGAAGCACACACUAACAUGGAAAUAUCCGUUCAACGGCGCCCGUGAGCACUACCACGUUCCGGAUAAGGUAAAUUCAUUCAUUCACACGAAUUCUCAAUUCCACUUUCUUAGUUCUACUGCAUUCUGGACAUGGACGAAGGAUACAUGGCGUUUGCCACCGACGAUGAAUACUUGGGUGUCGCAUUCCGCAACCUGAAGGGAAAAACGUUGUACCCAAUCGUGGCGGCCGUGUGGGGACACUGCGAGAUCAGCAUGCGAUACCUGGGAUCUCUUGAACGUGAGCUCAUUUCAUUCUUCUCUUCUUCCUCCCCGCCGCCUUCUACUCAAUCAACACCACAACGAAGAGCUCCGCCGCGCCGCCCGUCUCCGCCCCGCCCACUCUUCUACUCGCCCCUCUAUAAAUCGCCCCCUUCUCGAGCCCUCAGCUCUUCUCCGGCACUCAUCACCGCUGCCGCUCAUUCUCCUGUUCUCCCGUUCUCUCCUUUCUCGGAUCUCGCCAAAAUAUUCUCGUUUUAUGACUUGCAAGCAGGCGGCGGCUCCAGUUCUUCGAGCUCUUACUCUCUUUUCGAACCGCCCGCCGAAUGGCAAAAGUUCGACGAAACGGGGGAUUCGCCGAAGCACAGGGCUCAUUCGGUGGACGUUCUGGAUGAGACUCCGUGUGCUCCGACGGCUCCCGACGUUCCGUCGCUCUACCUGCCGGCUCCACCGUCUGCGCGCGCUCCGAACGAACUCUUUGGGCCGCCGCUCACUCCUGGAGAUCGUCCCCAGCCAAAACCAAAAGAAAAUGGGUUCAAUUUGUUGCUCUAGGGAGUACGGUAGUUUUGAGAAGUUACAAGUUAUAAUACUCCAAAACCUUGUUUCAUUCAUUCAUUUUGGCUGCUUCUGUCGCAUUCGCCCGCCCGUCUUUCGAACCGUACCUUUAUCGUGAUACUUUUUGUUCUGGUCCCGACUUCAUUAAAAUCAUUAUUCUUGUGGUGUUGCUCUGAGAACAUUCCGGAAACCAGUCCCCCGAGUAGAUCCCCUCUCCCGAAUCGAUAUAACGUGUUUUGUUCUUGCAGCCGAACCGCUAUCGUUGUCCGAAUUGUGUCGACGUCGCGUGCGCAUCGAGCUAGGACCGCAACCUGAAGAGCACAUUGAGCAGCUGAUGUUGCCGCCGAUCCUCAAGAGAUAUCUCAUGUACCAGUGCUGA